AUGAGUUUUGACGCUCAAAUUACACUAAACUUUCAUUUAUAUGUAGGUUCUAAGAGGCUGCCUGCUCCCAGUAGAAUCCCUGUUGCCUCCCCGAGGACAGUGAAGACCUACACAGAACGACUGCAGGAGAUGAAGUCCAAACCGCCAGCCUUCACCCAGCCCAUUAUGCCUCGCUCCCACAGGCCUGGAGGAGGCUCAGUGAGGAGUUCCCAGGUCACAAGUGUGUCACGGAGGAGGACCGGGCCGCCACACAAGCCGCUCAGCUACGUCGAGCGUCUACAGAAACUCAGUGAGGGUACCCACAAACCCAGAGCUGCCACUGGCCGGGUGAAAACAGCCACUUUCAUGAGGUCACACAAGCCGAUCCACAGACCACAGACUUACGCGGAACAGCUUCAGUCUCUACAGCCUAAGCCAGUUAAGAAGAUAGCACCAGCCCGAGGACAGCCUCGAAUGCGUCCCUACGCUGACCCGUACAGAACGGGAGCACCUGAUGAGGGAGACUCGGUUAUCAGCGACUGGUCAAUGGAUGAUGAUGUCAAACGUUUGCUGUACGAGGAUGAUGCUAGCUCAGCAAUGCCUGGUCAGUCUGUUGACCAUCCGAUGUCACGAAUGUCUGGCAUGGACUACCCAAUGUCCGAGGGCGUGUCCGACUACUAUGAUGUGAUUAUGGACAGUAACGAGUACGUGGAGUCCGUAGACAUUGACGAAAUCAACAGGAUUGCUUACGCUGCAUCUGUGAGCUCCGGCAGUGUUAUGAGUGUAAUUGACUGGGACGCCAUUGAUAACCUUAUCUCGGACGUUAAGUAGAGAAGUGAUAAGUCAGAGAAAUGAUAAAACAACAUCUCUUUAUGUCGAGGGUGAUCUCAAAAUAUCCAAGAAUUCUCAUCUCAGCUGUUAAAGGGAACAAGGGAGAGAUCAAACUUUAACAUGAGGUGAAAACAUAGGUUGAGAUCAGAGAUAUAUUGUGUGAAACAAUGUAUCACAUUUCCUCAAGUGUGUAUAGAACUCUUAAAGGAAUUUUCAUGAAAUUGAUUAAGAUCAAAUGAAGGUGGAAUUGAUACUUUAACUGAUUUGAUUUCCUAAGGAAAAACGAUUGAGCAUUAAGAGUUUAAAUGACGUGUUAUGCUAAGGGCUGUUCCAGAAUUAAGUAUAUGGGAGGAGGGGGAAAGGACAGGGAGGCAUACCAUCCACAAUAUGUUUUUCCUGGCGUACAUUUAUAUACAAAUGUCAAUACUUGGACCCCACCACCUAUAUAUUUUAUCUGGAAUAGCCUUGAUAUAAUAAGUUCAAUUUAAUUUAUGUGAUUCUUGAAACCACAGACAGUGAUAGUGUCCUGGAUUUAUUUCUGGAUAUAUUUUAAAUAAUCACAAGGACACUUAUCAAACAUCGGAGUCAGUGAUACUGUGUGUAGUUUAUGUACGUGAGAACCGGCAGCCUAACACUUAGCUGAGUAUUAACAUGACGUCCUAUGUCUUUAUUCAGCAAGGUGUUUCUACAAUACAUAUUCCUCAAACUUUAUAUCUUGCCAGGUUACGGCAUGAAACUAUCUGUGAUAUGAAAGAUAAAAUAAAUCUAUCAAACAUAAUUUUGUAAUUAUAAAUGUUGGAUCAGAUGUGUACCAGUGUAUGUUUGUGAUGAGUGUAUGCUUAUUAAUGGUUGAUUUUGUAUCUAUUUAUAGUAGAUCUCUGUGACAUGCUAGUAAAACCACAAUUCACUUAACAGGCAAAUUGAACGAUAACAGGCAAAUUGAACGAUACAACCUGUCUAGAAAGCCCAAGUUACCUCUUAUUCCAAAUUCAGUUUGUCUGUGUCUUGUGGUCCUGUAUGAUAGGUUUAAAAUUGAAUGUACUUUUAUUGGCUAGCUAGUUAGAUCACAUGAAACAGUGUAUUAUUUAUGUUUUAGCGGUAGAAUCCGUCCUUGUUUUGAACGUUUAUUGUUUUAAUGUUUUAGUGGAGGAUUCCGUCCAUGUUUUGAUGUUUUAGGGCCUAAGUAUUUAAGAGGUAGAUUCCAUCCAUGCUUGAUUGCAGAUUCUUGUAUUUACAUCAAUCAUGUUGGAAAAAACAACAUUUCAUAUAUUACGCAAGAUAAUUCAAGUUUACUUGUGUUUAUUAGAUUUCUAUUUUAUUUAUU
This is a messenger RNA of Mizuhopecten yessoensis (Yesso scallop), 2134 nucleotides long. RefSeq lists its product as uncharacterized. Lineage: Eukaryota; Metazoa; Mollusca; Bivalvia; Pectinida; Pectinidae. Bases 1 to 810 code for a protein of 269 amino acids. The transcript has 5 exons. The record is from RefSeq and is a predicted model, not a curated record.